AUGUCCGCCGACACCGACCCUUCCCACUCGGCCCGCGCACUCGCCGACGUGCUCGACCAGCAAAGCCAACGCGCCGACGCCGAGGACUGGCCGGCGGUCGAGCGCGCCGCGCAGGGCCUUGCGAACGCGCUGCGGGUGAGGGACGACAAGGACAUCCACUCCCAGCUCGGCAAGGGCACCGUCCCCCAGAGCCUGACCGCCCUCCUCAAACGCGCCACCGAGCAUUCCAUCGACGACGACGCGCCCCGCGCCCUCGCCGCUUACGAGCUCCUGCGCGUCGGGGCGAAUCUCUGCGUAGACCAUGAUGCGAACAGGGAAGCCCUGCUCGAGGCAGGCUUCGUGCGCGCCGUUCUGUCCCUGCUCGAGCGCGACGCCGAAAACAUCUCCUUCGCGCAAGGCACGCCCCUCCCGCUCUCCAUCUCGCACCUCAAAGUCGUCAAGACCGCCAUCGGCGUCUUGCUAAACGCCAGCGUCGGUUACGACCCCGUCAGAUUUCGCCUCGUCUCCCUCGAAGCAGCGACCACCGUCCUCCGCAUAUCCAACGCCAUCUACCCUCCAGGCGCCUGGCUCACCUCCUCUCUCACCUUACCGUCUUCACCCUCCGCUGAUCCAGAUCCCGCCCUUCUUGCCGAAUCCUGGACCCUCCGCUCCGGCCUCUCCGCCUGGUCUUGGCGGCUACUCUCCGAGCUCAAGGACGACGUCGACGCUGGAGAGGACCGCCCCGCCGUCUCGCCCACCGCACAGACACUCCUCGGGCCCGACGCGCUCCCUGCGCUCACGCGGCCCCUGCGCGCCUACAUCCCUCCGUUCCCCGCCGUUCCACCCUCGCUCGACGCGAGCACGCGCCGCGCACUCGUCCAGGCCGACUUUGACGCGCUCGAGGAGGUCAGCAUGCUCCUCGAGUCGCUCUGCCUCGACGUCGAGGACGUCCGGCUCGCACUCGCUCGCGGGCUCUCCUCCCCGGCGGAACACGACGGCGUCCCGUGCCUCGCCGACGUCCUCGCCUUCAUCGAGCGCGGGGACUACCACCCGCUCUGGGCCUCCACCCUCAUCCUCUCCCCGUCCUCCUCAUCCUCCCCGUCCUCCUCCUCCUCCCUCGCGUCCUCGUCGCCAGAACCCGAGAAGCUGCAGCGCAUGAAGCGGCAGUUCGACAUGUGCAAGGCGGCGCUGAUCAAGGCCGUCGUCGAGGUCGCGGGCGAGGACCAAAACGCGGAAGUGCUCUGGGAAGACGACGCGCCGGACGGCGGCGCGUUCGUCGGCGCGCUCGCACGCUGGAUAAGCGAGCUCCCCGAGCGCGAGGACCUCGUGAUCUGCGCGACGCUCGCGCUCGGCAACCUCGUCCGCCGCGGCGCGCACGCCGCCGUCGUCGCGCGCCUGGCUCCCCAGCUCGUGCGCUUCCUGGAGCCGGCCGUGGACGUGAAGGUGAAGCACGGCGUGUUCGGGCUGCUGAAGAACCUCGCGGUGCAGGAGCGGAAUCGGGCCGCGUUGAUGGAGGCGGGCGUGGUGCGGGCCGCGGCGAGGAGCGAGGUGUGGAGCGAGCGGUGCGAUAUGGCGGAGGUCGUGCAGGGGAGCGCGAUCGGCCUCGUGAAGCAUAUGUGUAACGGGAACGUGGACGCGGCGUUCGCGUUCGUGUUGCCCGAGUCGGCCGCGUCGAUGACGGGGCUCGAGCAGGUCCUCGCGCUCACCCAGCGCUCGGACACGGUCGCGAUCAAGUCCGAGGGCACGCGCGUGCUCGUGAACGUGGUCAAAUCUCUCUGGGCGUCCGACGCUGGCGCGCACGGCGAGCGGCGUCAGGCGGCGAUGAAGGCGGUGGUCACGGCGCCGUGCGCGACGGCGCUUGCGCGGCUCGUCGGCCGGAGCAGGAAAUACCCGACGCUCGUGAACGAAGGCGUCGUCGCGCUCAGUCUGCUGAGCACGCACGCAGAGGGCGGACCGAUCGUGCUCGACGCGAUCACCGCGCCGCUGCCUCGCGAGGCGGGCGGGCACGGGCACGGAGCGCGCAGCGCCGCGUCGUCCGUGCCCGCAUCCGCGACGAGCGAGUUUGCGGCGAGUCCGACCGCGGGCCCGCCGACGGCGCUCGGCACACUCGUCGCCGUGCUCAACAACCCGGACAAGCGGUUUGCGCCCGAGAUCCGCGCGAACGUGUGCGCGCUGCUGGCCCAGGUCGGCCGGCGCGGGGCGGGCGCGGAUGCGGCGGACGCGGAGCGCGCGAGAGAGCUGGCGAGGGUGAAGGAGGCGGUGGGGGAGGCGGUGCGGGCCGCGGCGGAGGAGGGGAGCAAAAGUAUGGUGGGCGCUGCGGCGAAGAGGGUGUUGGAGGCAUGGGGACAGUAG
Messenger RNA from Punctularia strigosozonata HHB-11173 SS5, 2331 nucleotides. RefSeq lists its product as uncharacterized. The record is from RefSeq and is a predicted model, not a curated record. Gene Ontology annotation, molecular function: guanyl-nucleotide exchange factor activity; protein binding. NCBI's taxonomy places the organism in Eukaryota, Fungi, Basidiomycota, Agaricomycetes, Corticiales, Punctulariaceae. The transcript has 6 exons. Gene Ontology annotation, cellular component: cytosol. Bases 1 to 2331 code for a protein of 776 amino acids. Gene Ontology annotation, biological process: positive regulation of GTPase activity.